CUGGGAGGAGUGGACUGCACUGGGAACCACCUGUACAGUGUGGGGCCGUAUGGGAGCGUGGAUCAUGUGCCAUACCUCGCAUUGGGAUCAGGUGACCUGGCUGCUCUUGGGAUUUUGGAGGAUGGAUUCAAAACCGACCUUGAGCUGGAGAAGGCGAAGGAGCUGGUCCGAGCCUCCAUCCAUGCUGGCAUCAUGAGUGACCUCGGCUCCGGCAACAACAUCGACAUCUGUGUCAUCACCAGACAGGGAGUGGACUACAUCAGACCCUACCAGGAGUCACAGUACAAAGACUCCAGGAAAAUUAAAUACAGAUAUAGUCCAGGGACAACGCCAGUCCUGACAGAGAAAGUAGCUCCUUUGAACCUGGAAAUUGUACAAGAGGCUGUGCAGCAAAUGGAUACACGAUGA
This is a messenger RNA of Menidia menidia (Atlantic silverside), 408 nucleotides long. The record is from the annotation of a GenBank genome assembly. NCBI's taxonomy places the organism in Eukaryota, Metazoa, Chordata, Actinopteri, Atheriniformes, Atherinopsidae.